Molecule: messenger RNA, 1680 nt
Organism: Rosa chinensis
Lineage: Eukaryota; Viridiplantae; Streptophyta; Magnoliopsida; Rosales; Rosaceae
Product: cyclic nucleotide-gated ion channel 1-like
Exons: 6
Coding region: 140-1312 (390 amino acids)
Source: RefSeq, a predicted model, not a curated record
CUUUAAUUAAUGUGUAAGUAUAGUUAUGUUACUUCUCUUAUGUUCGGUUCUUCAUUUUGCAGUGUACUGAAUAUAUUAUUAUGCAGUGGCUUAAUCAACAGUACUUGCUCCAGAAUCAGAUCUCUAGCUUGAUCAAGAUAUGAACAACCCGGCAGAUGAUGUAUCGGUUGAGAUAAGUAAUACACAAUGGAAUGGUGUAGAGGUGAAAGAAUCUUCAAGUACAAGAAUAAAAAAGUGGCCAGAAGUAAAGGACAUUCUGAAUCCACAUGAUGACGACGAGCCAAAGAUUUUCUUUCCGAUGUGGGAUGUAAUCUUUAUGAUAUCGUGUGCAAUUGCUGUCUUCCUUGAUCCUUUGUACAGUUACAUUCCGGUCGUCGACGAGGACAGGACCUGCUACUUUUGGGAUCAAAAGUUGAUGUGGACAUUUCUGGGCUUAAGAUCUGCUGUAGAUCUUUUUUAUAUGAUGGACAUUAUCAUUUUCUUACAUCGAAUUCAUAGCAUAAAUAUUACUUAUGCUAAGUUUGCUGCCUCCUGGUCCUGGAAAGUAAAGGAUGGUAGAGUCUUAAAUUUGAAGAAAAAGAAAUCACUUAAGGAACGUAUUCGCAAGCGUUUUCCCGUUCUACCUCGCAUUUUCGUUGCUCUUCCAAUCCUACAGGCUGUGGCACUCACCGGAAAAUAUACACAAUAUAAUAAUUUUGACUUGUUUCUGGUCACUCCGGUUCAAUAUAUCAUGCGUGUUUACUACAUCUAUGGAUCGCUCAAGGGAAUUCCGAACAUAGCAACUGAAGUAGGAAGAUUUCUUCAAGCUAUUUUGGAUUUUCUUCCCUUCGUACUUGCUGCUCAUCUAUUUGGCGCAUUGUGGUAUGGUCUUGCUCUUCAACGAGAAGUAGAUUGUUGGACGAGCGACGUUGUGUGUAUGAAUGUUACAGAUCAACAACCGAUAUGUGAUAGUUACACACUAAAUUACUUCUACUGUAGUAAUUACACCGAGGGCAACAAUAAAAUCAUCAAUAUCACGCAUUUAGAGGAAACAUGCAAUAUAGAUGCAAGUCCACCAAUCUUCGACUUUGGCAUUUAUCUUUACGCUCUUCAGUCUAAUAUGACAAGUUCAUCAACAUCUCUUCCACGAAAGAUGUUGCAAUGUUUUUGGUGGGGUUUAAGAAAUAUUAGUUCUUUUGGUUCCAAUCUUCAAACCGGUCCCCAUAUAGUGGAGAUUAUCUUUGCGGUGUUGGUAUAUAACUGGCUUGGUGCUUUUUUUACUAUAUCUCAAUGCAAGAGUUCAGGCUUUAAAAAACAUAUCAGAUCAGCUUAAAAUGAAGAGGAAGGUAAAAAUGAUGAGUCUAGAGGUAGAUUUGUGGUUAUCAAGAAAUAACCUCCCUCGAAAAGAUCUGAAGCGGUUAAAGAAAAUGAUCAUGAAAAAUGUAAAAGAAAAACUUGAAGAAAAAAAAGAUAUCGAUAUGCACAAUGUCCUCAGCAUUCUCCCCAUAGUACAGAAAAGGCGUAUCAUGUGCAUUCUUCGCUUGGCUUCGCUGAAGGAAGUAAGUUGUACUUGAUUUGUCUAUCAACUUCAAAACUACCGAGAGGAUUUCUAUGUACAUCCAAACUUUUCGUAUAUACAUAAAUUAUUUGACUCAUCAGUUAUAUAUUCUUUUCAUAGUUCUAAAGUACUUUGUAUAUGUG